Molecule: messenger RNA, 1704 nt
Organism: Toxotes jaculatrix (banded archerfish)
Lineage: Eukaryota; Metazoa; Chordata; Actinopteri; Toxotidae
Gene: pthlha
Product: parathyroid hormone-like hormone a
Exons: 4
Coding region: 363-983 (206 amino acids)
Biological process (GO): adenylate cyclase-activating G protein-coupled receptor signaling pathway; osteoblast development; regulation of chondrocyte differentiation
Cellular component (GO): extracellular region
Molecular function (GO): hormone activity; peptide hormone receptor binding
Source: RefSeq, a predicted model, not a curated record
AGCAGCAGCAGUGCAGCCUCAGCUUGUCCCGCCGCUGCCUGUCCUGCCGUCACUCUAACACUCACCUUUAACCGCAGCAUACCUGGAGGACUGUUGGAGCUGCAGCUGGACUUCUCUGACUUUGAGGAAUUUUUAAGCUGAGGAAGGUUGAAAUCUAAAGAGCAGCUCCUGGAUGUCUUUUGGCUCGUGGGGAUUUUUUUCCUUCCCCGAGGUGUCAUCACCUGGAUUGUCUCCUGAGACUUUUUUCAUUCGUGGUGGAAAGUCAGACUGGAAAGUUUGAGAAAGGACAUAAGUGAAUUCAUUAUUUUCUGUUACCUUAUCUUUUUUUCCGUGUGGGACAGACGCUGCUGUGGGAAAACGAGAUGUUCUGCUCCAGGAGAGUCCUGCAGCAGUGGUGCUUCGCUCUCUUCCUGCUCUGCUCUCCGGUGCCACACUUUGGACGGCCGAUUGAUGCCCUGAGCAACAGAAUAAAACGUUCUGUGACUCACGCUCAGCUGAUGCACGACAAAGGCCGGACGCUGCAGGACUUUAAGCGUCGCAUGUGGCUGCAGGAGCUUUUGGACGAAGUCCACACGGCGGAGAUCCGUGACCUUCCCGUCCGGACCACCGGAGGAGGCGGAAGCAGCAGCGGCGCCGGCGUCGGGCUGCCGGGGGUCAGUCUGGGCAUCAACCUGAGCACCACCGGCAGCACCCUGCACUCCAAACCCCCCGGAGGAACCAAGAACCUCCCCAUCAGCUUCAGGCUGGAGGAGGAGGAGGGGACCAACCUGCCACAGGAGACCAACAAGUCUCAGACGUACAAAGACGGCGUCCUCAAAGCGUCCGGCAAGAGGAAGAAGAAAGGGAGGUCUGGGAAGAGGAGGGAGGGAGAGAAGAGGAAGAGGAGGGCACGUUCAUUGGGAUGGAGGCUGGAGGACGAGCCCGGGAGCGGACUCCACCUGGAGUGGAGAUCUCUGCUCGGCCUGCAGAGGGCGCUGCUUUAAAACGCUGUCAGUCUCUGACAAAGAAACCUACGGACAGACGCAGUGGACUCCUAAACCCUCACGUUACAGUCUUCUGUAAUAGUGAUUGUUUGGAAAGAAAUUGGAAAAUAUUUAUUGUCUGUAAAUAUUCUAAAUAUAUCAGAAUAGAUAGCAGAAUAUGAUUAAAAAACUUAUUUGAUGCUCUGUGGGGCAACAGAUUUUAAUCUUUGUGAAUCCUUGCUUUUUUCUUUUUUAUUCCAAUUAUGUCAGAUUUUUUUUGCAGUAAUUUAUUUUGUCUGAAUGGUGUAUUUAUUUUGGAAAUGUAUCGAGGUGCUGCUGACCCUCUAUAUUUUUGUACCAUAAUGCACUUUAGAUAUAUAAAUAUAAAUAUAUAUACCAUUAAUUUUGUCCAUUGACUUGUGUUUGAUUGAAAUGAAGAAAAAACGACUUGCCGUUUUGUUUUAUUUUCACUUUGGUUCUUGACGCUCGGCUCAGUUCACUCGUCCAGUUUUCUGUUUCCUUGCUGCUGUUUUUGGGCUCCGAUCGAAGCUGUGUGUUGUCUCGCCUCCUGUGUUGGACCCCCUGCUGUCCUCAGUGUCUCUGAUCCCUCCACGGCUCGUUCUGCUUCUCAGCGCCAACGUUCAGACUUGUACAUAAACCAAACACGGCUCGAUAUUGUUGUUUUUGGCUCUUGCACUGAGAUAAACACCCUGUACUGAACGGAUUAAACAUUUGACAGUAA